Messenger RNA from Protopolystoma xenopodis, 219 nucleotides. Lineage: Eukaryota; Metazoa; Platyhelminthes; Monogenea; Polystomatidea; Polystomatidae. The record is from the annotation of a GenBank genome assembly.
AUGAUUGCGUACACAUUUGCUCUCGCUCUCUCCGUAUGCCUCCAUUUUUGUUAUCUAUCUGAAGACCUCUACGUUGCACCAUGCUACUAUUAUCCAAACCGAGCCGGGACCAUGGAGAAACCGUCUUUUAUGAUUGGCGUGGAUCUUAAGACAGGUGAACGACCGCCGGAGCAUUGGAUUAAAAGGAGUACUGCUCUCCUCAUGAACCUGGACACAUAG